UGGCAUGUUCAUACAAAUCAUUCAGAAACUCCGAGUCAGAAACCGCGAGACGGAGCACGCAUCAGCUGUACAACAUACAAAGUGACUGUACACACCAAUGAAUGCUACACGAUCGAUGUUCAUUUCGCAGACAGUAUACUACAUUUCGCAAUGGUUGUCACUGACUCAUCCGCUUCCCCACGUGUGUCCCUCGGCUCCCUCGUAAGCCCAGCAUAACCUGCUCACUGACCAACGAAUGGCGGUCAGGGGGGACAGAGGAAGGAGUGAGGCCUUUGCGCGGACGCCCCACUUGGCUCAGGCGCUUCCGCCCCAUGACGUCUCGCGGAAGUCGUUUCACUUCCGGAGCCUCCGGGGCGGACGGAGACAGCAUAUGUGCCAGGCUCUGUGCACACAGGGCAGCCGCCAGUCAUGAAUGCGAUAAGCAUGUCUCGUGUAUUCGACUGACUUACAUUGACAAAUUCAAUUGCGCUCGGUCGUGAUGAGGACGUCGUCUUGCGAAGAGUGCCGGGAACCGGGGGCGCGACCUGAGACACAGAGACAAAGCCAAUGACUGGUUUCUUCCCGCUAUCCACCGUGUCUUGCCCUUCGGCCACCGGCGGAUUGGUCUGUUCUGUUGUCACAAGAGAGGCUGCUGCGUCCCUUGGGCCAUCGUCAUAGAUAUCGUGCUGCUCCUCGUGUUGAGACAACGUGCUGCUCCGUCGGCGCACGCUGCUUCUUCGCGAGUCGGCCCCGGCCCCUCCCUUGCCGCUACCCCCAGUGACCAAUUCAUUCAUGGCCAUUUGAAGGGCACCACGUGUGGGGUCGAGGACACCCUUGCCCUCUUUCCAUCCGCUGCCCCUCCGACUGGUGACGACAGAUUCGGCCAGCGAGCUGCCCUCAAGAGUGUGGACCGAUAGCGUUGAGCCCCGCCGUUUUUCCUCUCCCUCACCCAUGUCUCCUUCAUCAUCAAUCUGGCCCUCGCCUUCGGUCAAUGACGCCAAUAUGUCAUGGUGCGGCUGCGAGUCAGAGAAGACGCUUAAGCGAAGGCCCAAUGAGGCGCCUUGGGGGAUGGGACCAAUCGACGAGAUAGACGCGCGCCCCGUGUCUCCUUCCUCGGCAGCGUGUGUCGGAGCGGCCGCCGCAGGGAGGUCAUGCACAGCCGAAAGAGUGACAGGGACAGGUGCUUCGGGCACUGGCUCCUCUAUGCUGCUCGUGUGAGGGACCUCAUCGGUUGUUCCCAGAGCGCGAUUGAGGUCUUGCAAUUCGAUGAUGUCCUGGAGCUCGUCAGUCUUCAUACGCUCGAAUCCCUCCAACUCGGUCUCAGCCCCAAAGUAGUAGGCCAGAUCGAACAGCGCCCGACCCAUUCUAUUCUUCCUUGUACCGCCCCAUCCCCCGCCUCUCUUGCCGGUACGGAUCACGCGAAGGAUCAUCUCAGGAUGAGGCUGCAGCUGCUCGGACAGGCUUGCUGGUCUCUCGCCCAUCUCCACAGACUCGCCGGCUUUUGGCAGCUCAGUGGGAGCGCCGGUAGACUGUUGUUGCAGCAGACGCCCAUAUACGGUGUGCGCAGGAAGCCUCUUCGGCUGAGGGCCCCUCUUGCCUUUGCUGCCAGCUUUUGCCUCUUCAUCGAACGGAAGGUCCUUCCAUCCCUGCCGCAGCUGCUUCUGGCUCUCCAGCACGCGACGCAGGCCCGUGGGAUUCUUGAGGAGCGGACACUCGAAAAGCGGCUUCCCCCACUCUCUCUUGCUGCCUUCGGUGCUGGUGUCGGACGUGGCGCCUUCUUCAGAACUUUCUCUUCCGCUCUCCCAUCCGCGCGUGCGCCGCGAUCUCCUUGCGGAUGGAAGUGGCGAAACGGGGCACGACUGCGUCGUCGUUGGCAUUCCAUCGACUGGAGAACACACUCGUGUCGUCUGUUCGAGGGCGGUGUCCUUGGAAAGGUAAUUGUUGAAGGUAUAAGAGUCUCGGAAUGCCAGGUUCUUGAAGCGUGCGAAGAGUUCAGUCGGCGAGAAAUAGUCGCCUCCCACGUAGAGCUUCUGUUGAGGAAUCGGCGGGGUGAAAGGGCGCCAUACGUUCCCUCCUUCACCCAGAUCCCGCCUCACUCUCUUGCCGCUCUUCUCGCCAUACCGAGGCCUUGAAUCAAGCCGCGUAUUCCUCUUGCCAACAGUCACGUCGCCGUCCACUGUCAUUCUCACUGGCCGGUCCGCUUUGAGCUCACGAUCGGCAAUCCUCACGCCCUCCCUUUUAGCAUCCUUCCGACCUCUGACCGAGACGCUGCCAUUCACAUCAGAUCCCUUGAUCGACUCCCGCUUAACCCGCGGUGUCUCUACGGUGUUCAUCUGCUCUGGCACUGGAGACCGGGCGUCUUCAAUGGGAAGCAGCGCUUGUAAUGGCUGCGUGGGGGAUGUCUUGUGCUCAGGCACGGUCGAUGAGAUGACGAGGCCUUGCAAUGAAAGAAGCUGGUGUAUCAGACGGCGAGGCUCUUCUUCAGGCGAUAUCCAGCUGAAGGACAAGUCAACGUUAUGAGGACAGGUCCCCUGCACGUGUUCUUUGCCCUACUUUGUGUUGACAGAAGCCAGAAGCUGGAACUGCGGCGCAUAUCUGAGAGUCCGUUGCUUGUUCCGCAGGAAAGGAGACGUUGAGAGGCUCGGAGCUGCCUUCGGCGCUACGAGCCCCUUCCUGUCCUUGAGCACGGUAGACGGCUCCUGGUUGAUGACUGCAAGUGCUGCCUGCGGCGCAUCGCCGGUCUGGACGGCCUUGGCGAUGUGUGAUGCCUCAGAGGUACGAAUGAUGACGUCAUUGCGGACAGCCUGCGAGACAUGAGCAGACUCCGCGAACGUAUUCUUGCUUCGUUGUUUCGAUUGUUCACCUCGAUUUGUUGCAGCCGCUCAUGAUGCCAUUCGACCUGUUUUGCAUACAAAUCGCGCAGGCCUUGGCCAAACACAAAAAGGUCAGAGACAACGGACACAACGACGUGAGCGGCUUGUCGAUCCCGUUGUUGCCUGCUGCUACCUCGCUGCACAGCCCCCGGCAGCCGUGUGUUGGCAUCUAGCUUGGUGACCGUCCAUACAUCCAGACGAUUGGAUGACACGAUCACCGACAAAGGCUGCACAGACGCACAUACGACAAGACGUGUACGUUGAUGAAGUCGGUGAAGUUUCAAAUAUGUGACCUCGGCUUUCCCAGUGAGGACCGAGAGGCCCAAGACUUGACCAAUCCCGACCAAACCCAUUGUAAUUCCCUGGAGAGGCACAUGUAGAGCCCCAAAGAACAGGCCAAAUGUUUACAAAGCACCAAGGGCGCCUUCUCUGCUGUGUCCCUCUGACCCCAGCGUAGCUUCCUGACACGACCUUGCCCUUCUCCUCUUCUGCACCCUCCCCGAUCUCCCCUCCUUCAGCCUCGCUCGUCACAACAGGCAGCGGCCCCGAAUCUCCCCCACCGGUCAGCGUGUUCAUCCGAACAAUUCCCCUCUCCUGACUGGCACUGCUUCGCAGCACCUGCUUGUUCACGGUGAGGUUUGCUGGGUUCGUGAAGGUUGUUUGGGGACCGGGCAGACGUGGAGGCUGGUUGGCGUGGCACAUGAGCCGGCACUGACCGUCACGUAUAAGGUAGAGGCGGUUCGCGGGAGUGCCCUCUUUCAACAGGACUCUGCCAUGAUGGAAUGUCUCCUGCAUGCGAAAGAGGGGCAUUUAGACUCACAAUGAUGAGGCCUGGCGUUCUCGUACUUGUUUGAAGUAGUAGGAGAACUUGCUGAUAAGGUCGAGACGCAAUGUGGGCCCUGUAGGCAGCCAUUUGCGAAGGAAACUGCACUUCUCUUGAUGCUGAUUCGACAAGUCAGCCUGCAGACAAGACAAAGUGAUCAGGCACCAACAUAAUGGUGCACAGAGCUGUGUCUCUCCUGUCUUACCGCAAAGAUUCGAUUAAAAGCGUUCUUGUCAACAACAAGAAACUCGCAUGGCGUAUGAGUCCUGGUGCAGGGAAGAGCACGGAGGGCUCACAAGCAUCUCACCUCCCUGUCUGUCACUUGUGUACAUGAUAGUAGCAGCACGCUUGGCGUUCUCCAGCAGCCCCUUCUCGCCAAAGCUCUCCCCCUCCAUAAGUGUUGUCACGCAAUUGAAUCCCUGCAGCCGAGGACCGCUCUCCACAUUCCCCUUUCGUGCAGCUUUUUUGCCUGCCGCCUUUCGCUGUCCCCUGCCCUUCUCGGCCGUGCCGGCGGCUAUGUUGAGGAGGGAGUUGCGAUUCUUUGUGACAGCCUUUGCUUUCCCCCAUUUUCCCUUCGCUUGGGGUUUGCUAGAGGAGCCGCGGGUAGCUUCUUGGCUGUCUGCGUCUUGGCCCUCCUCGCCCGCUUCCUUCCUGCAAAGGCGGUGGACUGCAGUAGGUGUCUUGUUUCUUUUUUUGUGUGUGUUUGCCUGUACUUACUCGUUGGCUGCGUCAGGUUGGUGGGCAGUUGGCUCUCUCGAGGCAGGACUUGACGCUGCGACCGACGAAUGCGCUGACGAAGAAUGACGAGAACCUGCAGACAUAUGGAAGCUGAUUUGCAUUCUCUACGUGACUGAAGCUGAUGACCUUUCAUCAGGUGCAGUGUGCUGAUGGCUGCGUCAAGCGCUGUCUGCGCUGUCUUGAGCUUCGAUGACAGAAAAGAAUGCUCAACGCGAUCGUCGAUGCUCAGCUGAAGGGGACUCCGCGUCAAGAGUGACCAGCGGGGCUCCGCCAAGGCCCGCCUGUUGCAGUAUGACAAGGGCGUACGAAGUGUGGAUGUCUGAUUAUGUGUGCCAUCUCACCGUAAGGUCUUGACGUCAUUGCUCAGCUUCUUGAUAUGCUCUUCACAUGCUUGGAUCUUGUCGACAGCUUCCCUGCAUGCAUAGAGCGAAAGCCAAUCAAAGCCACCGUUGCUGUCGUGUCUCUCUCUUCCCCUUUACCCAUCGACCAUGCUCCUGAGCACAAGUGCGCCGUCCGCUCCUGUGACGGUAAUGCCGCUCACCGGCGGACGCGCCGUACUCCCAGCGCUCUCCCCUUCUCGGUGUGUCAUGCCUCCGUCAAGCUGUGUCAUGAAUGUCGGUUUGGACGGGGGACCCUUCAGCUGAGGAAUGGUGGGUAUGGGAGGCAGUGCAGGUGUCGCGACCGACUGGCGGGCCCCGCCUGCACGCGGCGGAGGUGGCGGAGGGCCGGGAUGGGGGCCGGUUUGGUUGUUCGACGGCUGGUCCGGCUUCUGCCUGAUGUAGACGCCUACGAGCCCUUUGAGGAUCAUGUAGAAGUUGUCAGCUUCGUCGCCCUGGUUAAAGAGGAUGGUCUCUCUGGGCAGAUGGCGGUACGACAUCAGCUGACACACCUCAAUCUGAAAGCACAAAGGCAUGAAAGGCAGUGCAAUGAGCACUGAGGCACCAUUGUGUACCCGCAUGGCAGGGGACAGGUUCUGGAAGAAGGCGUUGUUUUUUAUAAGCUCAAGCAGACUGGUCAGCUCCACUGGUGUCCGCAUGCCAGCCGUACGCUGCUUCAGGACGGUAAUGGCCAUCUCGCGAUGAGAUGUCUCCUGCAGUGCGAGAGGAGCCGGUCGUCUUGGACAGUAAUGGCGUGUCACGAUCGUCUCACCUCUCUGUGCUGCUUGAGAAUGCGGUUGUAUGCUGACUUUCCCAGGGACGCAAACUCGCAGUCUGUGUGACAAACAAUGGUCGCUGACCUGCAGGAAGGAGACACAGCGCAAUCCGACUUCUGCCCUCUGGUACCCUUUACUCAUCUACCCUACCUCCGCUUGUCCUGUCCCAGCAGCGCCCACUCCCCGACGGCUGCUCCCUUUUCCAUGUGUGCCACACACAUCUUUCCCUCCAGCAGCACUUCGACAGCCACCGAGCCGUCGGUUUUGCGGCGGUCGGAAAUGCCUGUGGAGCGGCGCCUGCUGCCGCGGCGCGCUGGUGUGGGAAUGCCGACCUGCAUUGGGUCUUUCUUUUCUAGCCCCGUGUCGACGUAGACGCCCACCGUGCCGUCGAGAAUGAUGAAGAAAGAGUCAGCGACAUCGCCCUGACGAGGAAAAUACAGCAGGCCACCGCGGUGUACGAAGAGAGGAAAAAUGUCCGUGCGAGACCUGGUGAAACAGGAUUUCUUUUGCAUUCAGUGCCCGGUGCUCCAGCGCCCGACAAAUGUCUAAUCGGACUUUGUACGAAAGGCCCUUGAACAUGUCGUUUUGGUUGAUCAGCUCGUCCAGAGACGCCAGGUCAGCGCUGAAGGCAAGAAGACACGGCAGUGAGCCUUGUGUGGAUACUUUCACGUGCUGACCUUGUCCGUUCGAUAGCAGGUUUGGUCUUUAGGAUGGCUAUGGCUUGCGUCUGCGCAACACCCUCAACAGUCUGACAAAGAGACAAGCAAAUGCUUGGCUCGCUGCCGGUCCAAUGCGCUUUGUUCCUCACCCCCGCGACAAACGCCAGUAUCCUCUGGAACUCCUGCCGCUUAAGAAUCAUGACGCGGCACCUCGACAGCGCCUUGACAGACACCUGCCGCUUCUCCUCUUGCACCAGGCCCCACUCACCAAAGCUCUCGCCCUCCUCAUAUUCGCCCACUUGGAGACCGACCUGAAUGCGUGUACUUGACGUGAGGAGAGAGACAUGGAGACGCGAUAUGGCUUACCCUUGCUUCUUGUACCCGACUGACAGUUCCUUCGCUUGCUGGCACAGAUAGCGCAGAAACGACAGAUCCCCUUGUCGAUGACUUGCGCACAGCAUGGAUAGAUGGAGAUGUCCGACUCCUCUCGGCAUACUGUCGCUUCUCCCCUCUCUCGACGUGCUUCAUGUCGUCAAUCAUUUCGAUGGACACACGCUUGCUCGAUCUUUGCUGCGCUGUCUCUUCGCUGUCACCGUCUGGCCUCUCCGCUGUGCCUUCUUGCUUCUCCUUCUUCUCCAUCCCGAUGACAGAAGCGACACGUCUGUAGCCUUUGUAGUCACGAAUGCUCUUCUCAUCGACACCGACAGACCCUCGUCUGUGUGUGAUGACAUUAUCUGCUCUCUGAGAGGAUCUCUCGGUAGUGUGUUGAGGGCGAUCGAAGGCGUGAGGCAUCAGCUUGAGGAUGCGGCUGAUCUUUCGUACGGCCUCCUUCCACUUCUCCCGCCAGUUGCGACGCUUGAAGACACCGGCUCGACCACUGACCAAAGAAGCAGCUUUAACAAGGAUCAAUCUGUGUGGAUGCACUCUCGUCUUACGCGAGGACCAGGAAGAAUGUGUCACCCGUCUGUCCCUCCUCUGAUAGAACCUCUCCCUUCUCGAAGGUCCUCAGCCGCAACACUUUGCACAGCUCUCGUCUCGUGCGGCGCCCCAGCGCAUUGAAGACGCGACGCGUCUCUAUCUGAAGAAAGCAAGCAAAGGUGGAUUCUGGCCAGUGAGUGUUCUCGCAGGUGAGUGAGACAGCAAAAUUCUUACGAGGCUGUCGAAAAGCUCAAUCUCUGGCGGUCCUCGUUGUUCAGGUAGUCUGUUCUUGAGUAGUGCUCCAGCUGCCUCCAGCAAACACCGGCGGCUGCGAUGGUGACGCAGAUAUCUAUGAACAGAAGGAGGAAUAGCAUGUGCGUGUCUGGCAUUUUGCAUUAUGCCUGAUGUAGGUGACUCGAUCGACCGUCAGCACGAUCGCUGAUGUAAUGGCCACCACGUAUCCCAGCCUUGGGCCGUCUCGAGCCAGUGCCCACUCGCCAAAGGCAUCGCCUGAUGGCGACAUUCUUGGGUAGCGAUUCGGUGAAGGUCUGUGCGUCUAACGCGUCUUACCCUCCUCGAGUAGGGUAAUAAGCUCUAGGAAGCUUUCAAUUGGCUCUCCCUCCUCUGUGUAUGGCAUCGGACCGGCAGCGCUGGCUGCCGAUACACCAGAGAUACUCGACGCAGCGUCAGCAUGAUCCUACAUAACACACAGCCCACACAUCUGCGCAAAUGUGCACAAUUAUGUCCCUGCAGGCCUUACCCCUUCGUUGUCCCUGCCUUUCCUCGCUCCAGAGAUACUCUCCGGACUGACUUCCCCCUCAGUGCCUUCCUCCUCUCCGCCACCGCUCAGGCUGCAAUAGGCGCCCAGGACGCCAUUGAGCGGCAGAUAGAAGAAGUCCGCUUGUGCACCGUCUUCUAUGAUCACAUCAUGCUCGCUCACGGACCGCACCCCCACAAACUGGGAGACCUCUAAAAGGGUUGAUCGGGGGAUCGCGUUGAAAGGAGACAUUGUCUCCAAAAAGUCAGACAGAAGCUUCAGGUCCUGCAUUGCUCUGUGACAUAUGAAGCAAGGGUAGUUGUGUGGAUGCCUCAUCUCUCUUUCUGUCUCGUACCUGUCCUGGGGGGACCUUGAUCUCAUGAUGUCCAGUGCAGCGCUCUUUUUGACGGCCAGGCUCCGAGCCUCCUUCAACACAGACUGGUAGAAAUCCUUGGACACCCACAAAAACUCACACCUAUUAGAGACAGACAAUAAGGACCGCUUUCCAGAGCUCUUUGCUCCUUGACUUACGGAGACAGGGUCCGAAUGGUGGCAGCCCGCCUCUCGUUCCGAAUCAAAGCCCACUCACCAAAGGAAUCGCCCUCACUCAGAUCAGCCAGAUGCUUCUCGCCUUCCUUCGCUGCCGGGUGCAGCACUGCUUGGACGUCUCCUCCCUCCAUGACAGCUUCAUCGUCUCCCCUCUUCUGCCUUGGUAAAUCAGCGAACACACUCACAGUGCCUGAACCGACAGAGACACGUCAUUGAAACGAAUGCGUUGCAUGUUGCGGACCUUUUAGAACGAGAUAGAAUGCAUCUCCUUCAUCUCCCUGGUGAAACAGCUCUUCUCGUUCUCGCUUUUCGAGAAACCUCAACUCACGACACACUAGCUGACGGACGGCCACGCUCAAGGAACGAAAGAACUUGUUGCCACGGACAACCUAAGACAACAAAAAGGCAUCAGCGUUCUUCGUGCGUGUGAUCGUCGUUUUCCAUAUACACCAUGAACAAGACUUCAAUGUCGUCGCGACUUCUCUCUUCGGGCGCCUUUGACCUCAGGAUAGUCUUUGCCUCUUCGAGCACAGUUGCAUCGAUUUUCGUGAAGCUGCCGGGCCUUUCAGAGGCGCCCGUCGCUUGCCGAGCGAUGAUCUUCCUGACUUGUCCCUCUUCACCAGACUCUGCCGACGAACUUGUCGCUGCACAAACAACCAAAUGUGACAAGGCAAACAAAACGAAAGGGGGGGCUGGGUGCGGACCAGAUGAAGACGAUGACGGCAAGAAGGCGUGUUCAUUGCACACUCGAUGCGCUAUGUUAGCUGGCAGAUCCGAUGCCCAGGGGGUCGCGCUCUUGUCCUUGGUCAGCGCGAGAAUUCGGUGCUGAAGGGCCAAAUUCUAAACAGACAAGCAAAUGAACAACAGAGGUGUCUUCAUCGGCCACUAGACAGCUUUCUUUCUUACCUGCGCACUGCUUGCCUUGCACCUUGUGCUGCCCUGUCGUUUCAACAGCGGUCGGUGUCCAUCAGCUUGUGGGCUUGAGGCGCCAGCGAUUCGCUGCGCUGAUGCAACGACUGAAACGAGGCUGCUGAUGCGAGGGCUCCUCGGACUCAUGGUCGGCGAGUGCACGGCCGGCAGGGACUCGGAAGUCCCAUGAUGUUGUUGGGUGGUGCCAUGAUGUUGGGUGGGGGAAGAGGGGAGAGAUGCCGAAGGAGUGGGGGGGACAGGAAUUCGCAGCAUUCCAAGAUUCAAAGCACAGAGGUCAUCCAGCAGCAGCGAUGAUCAAGGGAGGAGGGG
Vitrella brassicaformis is the source of this 9688-nucleotide messenger RNA. The record is from the annotation of a GenBank genome assembly. NCBI's taxonomy places the organism in Eukaryota, Vitrellaceae.